AUGCUGGAUGGCCAGCUAUUCUCCGAGGGGCCCGAUAGCCCCCGGGAGCUCCAGGAUGAGGAGCCUGGCAGCUGCCUCUGGGUGCAGAAAUCUAAGCUGCUGGUGAUCGAAGUGAAGACUAUUUCCUGUCAUUAUAGUCGCCGCGCCCCUCCUCGACAGCUCAUGGACUUCCAGGCCAGCCACUGGGCCCGCGGGCCCCAGAGCCGCACGUGUGGGCCGCGCCCGGGAUCCCCUGAGCCGCUGCCCCGCCGGCCCUGGGCCUCCAGGGUGCUGCAGGAGGCGACCAACUGGCGGGCGGGGCCCCCGGCCGAGGCCCGAGCCCGGGAGCAAGAGAAAAGGAAAGCGGCAUCGCAGGAGCGGGAGGCCAAGGAGACCGAGCGAAAAAGGCGCAAGGCUGGUGGGGCCCGAAGGAGUCCCCCUGGUCGGCCCCGCCCGGAGCCUCGGAACGGCCCUCGGGUGGCCCAGCCUGCAGGGCUCCCAGCUCCCUCACGGCCAGAGCGCCUGGGGUCCACGGGGCGGCCGCCCCGUCCAUCCGCGCAGCCGCAGAGCAAUCCAGGGGCAGCGUGGGCGGGGCCCUGGGGAGGUCGGCGGCCAGGGCCCCCCAGCUACGAGGCUCACCUGCUGCUGAGAGGCGCUGCCGGGAUGGCCCCGCGACGCCGCUGGGACCGGCCGCCACCCUACGUGGCUCCACCUUCUUACGAAGGCCCCCACAGGACCCUGGGGACUAAGCGAGGCUCCGAGCCCUCGCGGGUGCCCGCCUCUUCAACCCCUGCUCCGACCAGGACAGAGGGAGGGUGCACAAAGAAGAGGCUAGAUCCUCGGAUCUACCGGGACGUCCUAGGGGCCUGGGGUCUCCGUCACGGGCGGGGUCUCUUGGGGGGAUCCCCAGGCUGUGGAACAGCCAGGCCAAGGCUGGAGUCCAGUAAAGGGGCCGCGGAGAAAAGCCGCAGGCUGGCUGCUGCUGGCCUGAAGAGUGGUAGCGACGGCCAUCCCCAAGCCAAAGCUGCUGGGAGCCCAGGCGCGGAGACCCUUCCUGCGGGGUCUGCAACUGCCACUCCCAGCCCCCCGCGUCCCGCUCCCAGGUCCAGGCCCCAUCCCAAGGGCUCCAGGGAAGGGAAAGAAGGUAGAGAACAGAGCUGGCUCCCCAAAUGCUGGAUUCCCUCCGUUAAAAAGCAGCCGCCCCGACAUAGCCAGACCCUCCCCAGACCCUGGGCUCCAGGAGGCACGGGAUGGAGAGAGUCCCUGGGUCAUAGAGAGGAGGCUGGACCCGAGACCUUGGAGGGUUGGAAGGUGACCCGCCGCCCCCAUACCCUGCCCCGAAGUUCCCGUGGCCCGACUCGUGGGGAAGGCGUCUUUGUCAUUGACGCCACCUGCGUGGUCAUAAGGUCCCAAUACGUUCCAACCCCUCGAACCCAGCACGUGCAGCUUUUGCCCGCUGGGGUGCCGCGCCUUGUGGGGAAUGCCCCCAGCCAUCCGAAGCCCAACAAGGAGGAGGGAGAGGGGGAUGGGGUCCUUCCCUCCCCUUGCCAAAAGCUGCUGUUGAGCAGUCGCCCUUCACAUCAGCCGGGUGGGGGACGCGGGCUCGAAGCUGAGGGAGGGAAGCCCGCGGACUCCUCAUUGGAGGAGCGGGCCUCCCGCAUCCUGGGGCUCCCGGUCGGCGAAGUAAACCUGCAGAAUCCCCCUGCGCAGCCAGGUAGCCCAGAGCGCUCAGUAUCAGGCCCAGCGGCUUCGGGAGGCGCGCGCAGGGCCGAGGGCUCGGAGCAAGUGGCGGCGGUCCCGCGGCGCGCAGGCCGGGGCUGGACGCGGACCCCGGGGCCCUACGCCGGAGCCCUGCGGGAAGCCGUGUCCCGCAUCCGCCGCCACACCGCCCCGGACUCCGACUCAGACGAAGCGGCGGAGCUCAGCGUCCAUAGCAGCUCUUCGGAUGGAAGCGACACAGAAGCCUCGGGCGCCUCCUGGCGGAAUGAGCAGACCGGGCCCCCGGAAGGCGGGAAGACAGCCGAGCUGAGCGACAAUAUCCGAGAGAUUCUAGAUGUCUUCAGUCGAACUGAGGAGGUCCUCUGCGGGGCGAGGGACACUAAGGAAACCCCACAGGGAAACAGGGAGCCCCAGUGA
Molecule: messenger RNA, 2115 nt
Organism: Hippopotamus amphibius kiboko
Lineage: Eukaryota; Metazoa; Chordata; Mammalia; Artiodactyla; Hippopotamidae
Gene: DDN
Product: dendrin
Exons: 2
Coding region: 1-2115 (704 amino acids)
Source: RefSeq, a predicted model, not a curated record